Messenger RNA from Rhagoletis zephyria (snowberry fruit fly), 1910 nucleotides. RefSeq lists its product as uncharacterized. NCBI's taxonomy places the organism in Eukaryota, Metazoa, Arthropoda, Insecta, Diptera, Tephritidae. The record is from RefSeq and is a predicted model, not a curated record.
UUCAAGCUGGUCUGCACGGCGUGCUAGCCGUUACAAGUGGAUUAUAUAAACGCAUACACGAACCUCGAAGGAAAUCUUUUGCUCUAACGCCAAGGCCGUGCAUUCACUGCAUUGCGCUGAAGUUGUAAAUUUUGUGAUUUAGGACCCGGGAACCAUGCGGAUCCAGCGGAGUCUAGUGUUUUGUGCCUUCGGUACGCUCUCCCUCCUCACACUUGUUGCCGGCAAGGCGCUCAUCGACCAACAAGCCGCCGAAUCGCAAGCGAGCAGCGUCACCGUCGCCCAGCAACGCAUCGGCUGGGAUCACGAUGCUCACCACGAAGUACAUGAAGUGCAUGAUCAUCAUCAUGAGCACCAUGAGCACCACCACGAUCCGGGCUUUUGGAAGAAGAAAGUCACUUGGAAGGAAGGUUGGAAAAAGAUUUGGAAACCAGCGAAAAAACAAAUUUGGAAUCCAUCGUGGAAGCAAAUUUGGAAGCCCAUCUGGGUGCCGGUUAAGGUGCCCGCCUGGAAGGAUAUAAAAGUGCCGGCGUGGAAGCAAGUGUGGAAGCCAGUAUGGAAGGAGAUACAAGUACCCGCAUGGAAAGAGAUACAAGUACCGGAUUGGAAGAAGAUUUGGAAACCCAUAUGGGUGCCGACGAAGGUGCCAGCAUGGAAGGAUAUACAAGUGCCGGCGUGGAAGCAAAUUUGGGUGCCCGUCUGGAAAGAAAUACAGGUGCCGGCAUGGAAGGAGAUACAAGUGCCCGACUGGAAGCAAUACUGGACGCCUGAGUGGAUCAAAGUGGGCAUACCUGGUGAAAAGUAUUUGGGUAAAGAUCCCGAAGGCUGGGAAUACACAAGUCACGAUUUGUGGAAGAAGAAGCUGAUAUGGAAAUCGCAUUGGAAGAAAAUUUGGAAGCCAGCGAAGAAGCAAAUUUGGGUGCCCAGCAAGAAAUUGGAAUGGAAGGCAGAUUGGAAGCAAAUUUGGAAACCGGCGAAGAAACAAAUCUGGGUGGACGACAAAAAAUUGGAAUGGAAGGAAGCGUGGAAACAAAUCUGGAAGCCAGCCAAGAAGCUCGUUUGGAUACCCGACAAGAAACUCGAAUGGAAAGAGUCGUGGGUGCAAAUUUGGAAGCCGGCGAAGAAACAAAUCUGGGUUGAGGACAAAAAACUCGAAUGGAAAGAAGCGUGGAAACAAAUUUGGGUGCCAGGUUGGAAGGAAAUUUGGGUGCCCGCUUGGAAGAAGAUCUGGCGGCCGGUGAUCAUAUCCGAGUGGUUCCCCACGCCCGAUCAUCAUCACGAGCAUCAUCACGAACAUGCGGAGCACGGCUGGGAUCGCAAGGAUGCGCAGGGAGAGGGCGCCAAUAAGUUGGUGUGGAAACGCGACGAGAAAGCGACUCAGCUGAAACCAGUCGCCACAGCUGAUUUUCGGACAGCAAAAUCAGCUGAAGUGAAGGCAUCCCCUGCAGUGGGUACACAGCCCGUAGCAGCAACAGCAGCGCAUGGCCAAGGCUUCAAGUUUCCGGGCGCGUAGAUGAGUGGAGAAUUUCUUGAGCAACACAGCCAUUUUGAUAUGUGAAUUACCUGCAAGCACGCUUCCUCUCAAACACGCAAAGCAGCAUUUAUUUGCAGAUAUACAUACAUAAAUAUAUGUUAGGCUUCGAUGCAAGUACAGUCAUGCAUACUUUUUGAAAGCAUCACACUCCGCCACUUCAUUUACACGCGCAUUGCUUUUUGUACUCGUAAUUGUAAAUAUGUAUUCCAGUCGUUAGUUUUUAAGUCACUGCACAAAUCAUAACGAAUGUGUAAAAUUUAUUUAAAUUCAUUUAGUUUUAGUGCGCUACUCUACUACCACCCAUUGGAGAGUUAUUCUUCCAGUUUUCGCUGCUAUCAAAAUCGGCCUUCUUCACACAUUUCGUAUAAUUUAAAUUAAA